Messenger RNA from Nyctereutes procyonoides (raccoon dog), 9884 nucleotides. It is a transcript of the gene BRWD1, whose product is annotated as bromodomain and WD repeat domain containing 1. The transcript has 41 exons. Gene Ontology annotation, biological process: cytoskeleton organization; regulation of cell shape; regulation of transcription by RNA polymerase II. Gene Ontology annotation, molecular function: protein binding. Lineage: Eukaryota; Metazoa; Chordata; Mammalia; Carnivora; Canidae. The record is from RefSeq and is a predicted model, not a curated record. Bases 218 to 7045 code for a protein of 2275 amino acids. Gene Ontology annotation, cellular component: nucleus.
GGGGCUCCGGGGGCGCCGGGCGGCCGCCGCGCGGGGACUACUUUCGGAGCCGCGGAGGGACUACUUGGCGGAGGCGGCGGCGUGGCGGCGCGCACGGCAUGGCGGCGGCGGCGGCGCGCCACGGGUAGAGGGACGCCGGCCCGCUCAGGCCCCGGCGCGGCCUACACGCUCCGCUCGCCCGCUCCCGCCCGCGCCCCCCGCGCCCCCGCGCCCCGCCAUGGCGGAGCCCCCGCCCGCCCGACGCCCGGUGCCCCUCAUCGAGUCGGAGCUCUACUUCCUCAUCGCCCGGUACCUCUCGGCCGGCCCGUGUCGCAGAGCCGCCCAGGUGCUGGUGCAGGAGCUGGAGCAGUACCAGUUGCUGCCGAAGAGGUUGGACUGGGAGGGCAACGAGCACAACAGGAGCUACGAGGAAUUGGUCUUGUCCAAUAAACAUGUGGCUCCUGAUCAUCUGUUGCAAAUCUGCCAACGCAUUGGUCCCAUGUUGGAUAAAGAAAUUCCACCCAGUAUUUCAAGAGUCACUUCUUUACUUGGUGCAGGAAGGCAGUCUUUGCUACGUACAGCAAAAGACUGCAGGCACACAGUUUGGAAGGGCUCUGCCUUUGCUGCUCUUCACAGAGGAAGACCUCCAGAAAUGCCGGUGAAUUACGGUUCCCCACCCAGUCUUGUGGAGAUACAUCGAGGAAAACAACUCACAGGGUGUUCCACUUUUAGCACAGCAUUUCCAGGAACUAUGUAUCAGCAUAUAAAAAUGCACAGAAGGAUUCUCGGACAUCUAUCUGCUGUUUACUGUGUAGCAUUUGAUAGGACAGGACAUAGAAUCUUUACCGGUUCAGAUGAUUGUUUGGUGAAGAUUUGGUCAACACACAAUGGCCGCCUAUUAUCCACACUAAGAGGUCAUUCUGCAGAAAUUUCAGAUAUGGCAGUAAACUAUGAGAAUACAAUGAUUGCUGCAGGGAGCUGUGAUAAGAUAAUUAGAGUGUGGUGCUUGAGAACUUGUGCCCCAGUUGCUGUGCUCCAAGGACACACGGGGUCAAUCACAUCUUUACAGUUUAGCCCAAUGGCCAAAGGCUCCCAAAGAUACAUGGUCUCUACUGGUGCUGAUGGGACAGUUUGUUUCUGGCAGUGGGAUUUAGAAUCCCUGAAAUUCAGCCCACGUCCCCUGAAGUUCACUGAAAAGCCUAGACCAGGUGUUCAGAUGCUUUGUUCUUCUUUUAGUGUUGGUGGUAUGUUUUUAGCCACAGGUAGUACUGAUCAUGUUAUCAGAAUGUAUUUUUUGGGUUUUGAAGCACCUGAAAAAAUUGCAGAACUUGAAAGCCACACUGAUAAAGUUGAUAGUAUCCAAUUUUGUAACAAUGGUGAUCGGUUCUUAAGUGGUAGCAGAGAUGGAACAGCAAGAAUUUGGAGAUUUGAGCAGUUGGAAUGGAGAAGCAUUUUAUUGGAUAUGGCAACCAGAGUCUCAGGGGACUUAUCUUUGGAAGAGGAAAGGUUUAUGAAACCCAAAGUCACAAUGAUUGCUUGGAAUCAGAAUGAUAGCAUUGUUGUCACAGCUGUGAAUGAUCAUGUCCUUAAAGUGUGGAAUUCUUACACAGGACAACUGCUUCAUAACUUAUUGGGACAUGCUGAUGAAGUAUUUGUUUUGGAGACACAUCCCUUUGAUUCCAGAAUUAUGUUAUCUGCAGGACAUGAUGGCAGCAUAUUUAUAUGGGAUAUUACAAAAGGCACCAAGGUGAAACAUUAUUUUAAUAUGAUUGAAGGGCAAGGACAUGGAGCUGUCUUUGACUGUAAGUUUUCACAGGAUGGACAGCAUUUUGCCUGUACAGAUUCUCAUGGACACCUUCUGAUAUUUGGUUUUGGAUGCAGCAAGCCAUAUGAAAAGAUUCCUGAUCAGAUGUUCUUCCAUACUGACUAUCGACCACUGAUUAGAGAUUCUAAUAAUUAUGUCUUAGAUGAGCAAACUCAGCAGGCUCCUCACCUUAUGCCUCCACCAUUCUUGGUAGAUGUAGAUGGAAAUCCUCAUCCAACUAAGUAUCAGAGAUUAGUACCAGGCCGAGAAAAUUCUGCAGAUGAACAUUUGGUUCCACAGCUAGGCUAUGUGGCAACAAGUGACGGAGAGGUGAUUGAACAGAUUAUAAGCCUACAAACCAAUGAUAAUGGUGAACGAAGCCCAGAGUCCAGUGUUCUUGAUGGAAUGAUAAGACAGUUGCAGCAGCAGCAGGAUCAGAGAAUGGGGGCAGAUCAGGAUACUCUUCCCAGUGGACUUCCAAGUGGAGAAGAAACACCUCGAAGAGGUUUUAGAAGGCUGAGCUUAGACAUCCAGUCCCCUCCAAACAUUGGUCUGCGUCGCAGUGGACAAGUUGAAGGUGUUCGUCAGAUGCAUCAAAAUGCUCCACGUAGUCAGAUUGCUACAGAACGUGACCUGCAGGCUUGGAAACGAAGAGUGGUUGUACCAGAGGUACCACUAGGCAUAUUUAGGAAGUUGGAAGACUUCAGAAUAGAGAAAGGUGAAGAGGAAAGAAAUCUUUAUAUAAUAGGAAGAAAAAGGAAGACUCUCCAGUUCACACAAAAGUCUGAUUCAGUGGUUUUGCUGUCACAGUCUAGGCAGAGGUCAUGCAGGCGCAAAUACCCAAAUUAUGGUAGAAGAAAUCUUGGCCGGCUUGAGUUAUCUUCUGGAAAUGAAUCUUCAAGCUCUAUAAGACACACUUCCUGUGAUCAGAGUGAAGGCUCUUGUUCCUCUGAAGAAGAAGAGUGGAGGAGUGAUAGAAGAAGUGAGAGUGACAGCGAGAGUUCAAGUGACUCAUCAUCUAGAUACUCUGAUUGGACUGCUGAUGCAGGCAUCAAUCUGCAGCCACCUUUACGGACAUCUUCGCGUCGGCGAGUUACUCGCUUUUGCAGUAGUUCAGAGGAUGAAAUGUCUACUGAGAAUUUAUCUCCUCCAAAAAGGAGACGAAAGAGAAAAAAAGAAAAUAAGCCUAAAAAAGAGAACUUGCGGAGGAUGACUCCAGUGGAGCUUGCAAAUAUGGAACAUUUAUAUGAAUUUCAUCCUCCAGUUUGGAUAACUGACACCACCCUUCGGAAGUCUCCUUUUGUUCCUCAAAUGGGUGAUGAGGUAAUAUAUUUUCGACAGGGUCAUGAAGCUUAUAUUGAGGCUGUGAGAAGAAAUAACAUUUAUGAACUGAACCCUAACAAAGAGCCAUGGAGAAAAAUGGACCUUAGGGAUCAAGAAUUGGUCAAAAUAGUUGGAAUACGAUAUGAGGUUGGGCCCCCUACACUCUGUUGCCUCAAACUAGCAUUUAUAGAUCCUGCGACUGGAAGACUAAUGGACAAAUCGUUCUCUAUUAGAUAUCAUGAUAUGCCAGAUGUUAUUGACUUUCUUGUAUUGCGUCAAUUUUAUGAUGAAGCAAGACAGAGGAAUUGGCAGUCUUGUGACAGGUUUCGUUCUAUCAUUGAUGAUGCCUGGUGGUUUGGGACGGUGCUGAGUCAAGAGCCAUAUCAGCCACAGUACCCGGAUAGUCAUUUCCAGUGCUACAUCGUUAGGUGGGACAAUACUGAAAUUGAAAAACUUAGCCCAUGGGACAUGGAACCUAUUCCUGAUAAUGUUGAUCCACCUGAAGAAUUAGGAGCUAGUAUUUCUGUCACUUCAGAUGAGCUAGAGAAAUUGCUCUACAAACCACAAGAUGGUGAAUGGGGUCAGAAAUCGAGAGAUGAAGAGUGUGAACGAAUUAUUAGUGGCAUAGAUCAACUUUUGAAUCUUGACAUAGCAGCAGCUUUUGCAGGUCCAGUUGAUCUGUGUACAUAUCCGAAGUACUGUACUGUAGUAGCUUAUCCAACUGAUCUUUACACAAUCCGAAUGAGACUCGUUAAUCGAUUUUACAGGAGGCUAUCUGCAUUAGUUUGGGAAGUCAGAUAUAUAGAACAUAAUGCCAGGACAUUUAAUGAACCUGAGAGUGUAAUUGCAAGAUCAGCUAAGAAGAUAACUGACCAACUUUUAAAAUUUAUAAAGAAUCAAGACUGUACAAAUAUCUCAGAACUUUCCAACACUUCUGAAAAUGAUGAGCAAAAUGCCGAGGAUUUGGAUGAUAGUGAUCUUCCUAAAACAUCUUCGGGAAGAAGGAGAGUCCGCGAUUGGAAAAAAAGGAGCAUCAAAGCAACCAACUAUGUUGAAAGUAACUGGAAGAAACAGUGUAAGGAACUAGUGAACUUAAUUUUUCAGUGUGAAGAUUCUGAACCAUUUAGACAACCUGUUGAUUUGGUUGAAUAUCCAGACUACCGAGAUAUUAUAGAUACUCCAAUGGAUUUUGGAACAGUAAGGGAAACUUUAGAAGCAGGAAAUUAUGACAGCCCUUUGGAAUUUUGCAAAGACAUCCGGUUGAUAUUUAGCAAUGCAAAAGCAUAUACACCAAACAAAAGAUCAAAGAUUUACAGUAUGACCUUGAGAUUGUCUGCCUUAUUUGAAGAAAAAAUGAAGAAAAUCUCCUCUGAUUUUAAAAUUGGCCAAAAAUUCAAUGAGAAACUCCGAAGAAGCCAGAGGUUCAAGAGACGACAGAAUUGUAACCGUGUCAAUCAGGCUAACAAAAGUAUCAGAAAUAUCAAGCAGAAGCGGUUAAAAUCUCAGACAAAAGUAAUUCCUGAAUUGGUAGGUUCUCCUACUCAGUCUACCUCCAGUAGGGCUGCUUAUUCUGCAAGCCACAAGACCAGUGCUAGUGUCUCUUCAGGUAUGACGUCUGGGGACUCCUCAGAUUCAGCAGGAUCAGGAUCAUCAGAAAGAAUGAGAAGUAGGCCUGUCACUCUAAACAAUGGCUCUACAUUAUCUGAAAGUGAAAUGGAAGAUUCCUUAGGUACCUCUUCAUCAUCAGCUUCAAAUAGUUCAGAGGAAAGCAAAGAGAGUUCAAGACCUCGUGAAUCUUCUUUACGUAGUGGGCUGGCCAGAAGCAGUAAUCUCAGGGUGACCAGAACCAGAGCUGCUCAAAGAAAAACUGGUCCAGUUUCUUUAGAGAAUGGUUGUGGCAAAAAAGCCACUCGAAAGAGAGUCUAUUUAAGUGACUCGGAUAACAAUUCAUUGGAGACUGGUGAAAGUCUGAAAGCCAGGGCUGGAAAUAACCGGAAAGUGCUCCGGAAGUGUGCUGCUGUGGCUGCCAAUAAGAUAAAACUAAUGAGUGACGUGGAAGAGAACUCCAGCUCUGAAAGUGUCUGUUCUGGACGUAAGCUGCCUCACCGUAAUGCUUCUGCUGUGGCUAGAAAAAAGUUAUUACACAAUUCUGAAGAUGAUCAGAGCUUAAAGUCAGAGAUUGAAGAAGAGGAUCUGAAAGAUGGAAAUCAGCCAUCACCACUGGCCAGUUCUCAUGCUGCCCAGAAUACUGUGAAUGAGUCUGAAAAUGGGGAUUCAGAGUCAGAAAGUGAUUUGCGAGUAGCCCGCAAAAAUUGGCAUGCCAAUGGUUAUAAGUCACAUACUCCAGCAACUUCUAAAACAAAAUUUCUUAAAAUAGAGUCCUCUGAGGAAGAUUCUAAAAGUCAUGAUUCAGAUAAUGUACAUAACAGAACUGCUGGUCCAUCCACAUCUGGGCAGAAACUUAAGGCUGAGAGUGCCUCAGAGGAAGAAGAGGAAGCAGAUUCUGAACCAAGAAAGUAUGCCGGUAGGAAAUACAACACAGGCCGCAAGAAUCUUGCUUUCCUUAAAAAAGCAAAGAUCUUCAGUGACUCGGAGGACUCCGAAUCUGAAGAGCAAGAUAGAGAAGAUGGCAGCUGUCACAGAAUGGAAGCGAACCUGAUUAGAGGGGGUUCGAAGUGUGAACCCACUGCUGGGUCCCAUUGCUUCUCAGAUCACGUAUCUGAGACUGAUUUGGAUUCAGAUGACAAAAUAAAAGAAAAACCAAACAACUUUAUGAAAGAUUCUGCAUCACAGGACCAUGGUCAGAGCAGAAAAGUUUCCAGGAAAAGGGUCUGUUCCAGUGACUCAGACAGCAACUCAAAGGUGGUUAAGAAGUCAUCAAAAGCCAGAAUGGGUCUCCUCAGGACUCCUCGAAGAUGUGCAACUACUGCUGCCAGUAAGAUUAAGCUCAUGAGUGACGUGGAAGAUCGCUGCUUAGAAAGCAUGUGUACUAGAAGCAAAAAUGGAAGGAAAAAGCCCCUCCAUUCUGCAGGUGCCACAGCGAAGAAGAUGGUGAGUGAUUCUGAGGGAGACGUAAACUGUGAAGUGCCAAAUGAGAAGUGUGCCUGCGAAGGGAGGCCACCUGAAGCAGACUCGGAAGGCAGUACGAAGAGUAUUCGUCCGUCUGUAAAUGGAGACUCGGACUCCGAAGGUCUGCUGAGCCCCGACCAUAAGAAGAGGCACAGCAAGAGUCUCAGAACAAAUGUUGGACCUUCUGACACAAAGAAUUCCUCGAUUGGGUCUUCAGAGGAAGAGUCAAAAAGCCAUAUUCCAGGGGGUGAGAUGGAUAGAAAAUGUCCUUCAGAAUCUGCUUUGGUGCAGAAAGCUACUGCAGAGAAUACAUUCGAGGAGGACCUGAAUUACGGGCUGCGCAGGUGGAACGGCAGGAGGCUUAGGACCUACGGGAAGGCCCCGUUCAGCAAGACCAAAGUGCUGCGGGCGUCGCAGGCCGCCGGGGCAGAGGUGAGGAGGAAGCGGCUGCAUCCUGAGCCCGAGGAGGGCGUGCGGGCUGAAACAGCAGGUGCUUCCCAGCUUGGGCCUGACCCUGGCCCCAAAUCCGACUCUGAGUUGGUGUCUGUGACUGAAUCAGACGUGGACUGUGCCAAGGAUGCGAAAACCAAAAAGAGGAAAACGAGAGGAAAAGCAAAAGCGGUGAGAAAAGGUAAAGCUUGUACAGCCGCAGCAUCUAGACGUGCGAGGCGACAGAGACAGAGCAAACGGCCUAGGCUAAGUGUGGACGAUAACGACUGGGAGGACUUGGACUAUGCAAAAUCAAAAAGAGGUCUUCGACGUUCGAAAAUAAAAACGAGAAAUCAGGGCAGAAGGACCGUGAGAUACCAUGAUGGGGAUGACGACAGAAGCUUAGAAAAUGUGUUAGAUUUUGAUGAUUGCACCUUAUGACCUUGAGAGAAAACCAGUUCAUUGAAAGAGGAAAUGGACUGGAAUUUAUGGUGAAAGUGGGCUGUUGAAAUUAUUUUUUGUCCUACAAUUCAGGGAAUAUAUUUAUAUUUUUCUAUGAAAAGUUAUGAAUGUGACUAAAUCAUGACUGUUAUUUUUAUUUGCACUUGCUUGCCUUUGUAGCAGCGCUCAGCACAGGUGCCAAAAUAUGCUUCAUUUUGGGGGCAGAUCUACUUUGACAGUAUUUAACUACAGAUAGCAAGAAUUUGAAAUCUGUUCAACACUAGACAUCCUGGUUAUCAAAACCGAUAAGCAUUACUUUCAUGGUAGCAAGUGUCACGCAGUUACUUUCUGAAUGCUUCAAGAGGUGGUAGUUUCUAACCCCUGUCCUGUUGUAGUAAAACAUUUUCACGUGACCUAUGUUUACAGAUUCUUCAUGAAUAUUAUGUGCAUACUGACAUUACAAUCAUGGGAGGUGUAACCAUGAUUAGUAGGCGAGGUACCUACCACUUUUUUUUUUUUUCUUUUUUUCUUUCCCUGGCUACUUGAGCAGAAUGCAUUAUACCAGAUUUGGUCAUUUUCAUUGAAAUGGUUUCUUUCCAAAUGCUGUUGGGUCUUUUCUCUCUUUUUCUUUAUUUUUAAGGAAAAUAUCAUCACUUUUAUUUUAUAAACUUGAAUUUAUAAAGUGCUGGUAAAUUAUUUUUUAAAAUGUUUUGAUUGUAUAUUUUAAACCUGUAAGGCCCCGACCAUGGUCCUAGCAUUUUCUUUUAAAUUGUGCACUAACAGAAUACUAUAUAAUUUGUCUUUCCAAGAUCUCCUGGUUUCUGUGUAAGGGAUUUAACCAAAAUCUUGGUCUUCCAUAGUCUUACUCUGUGAAAUAGAGGAGUUUGUGUGCCUUAGAUUUAGGAAAAGUGUGUUCUUUAAUAGAGUGUGCAGGGCCAAGAGAGUAUUUAAAUUAUAUGUAGUUUCCCCCCAUUUCCAUUGAGAUUAGAGUUGAGUUCUGUUAAGAGUGCAAUCGCAAAUCUCCUCUAUAUAGGAAAAUAGUUCAAUGUCAUUCUCCAUCUCUUUGUUUUAGCUUACUGCUGCCAUGUGCAAUCCCAGGCAUUCUUUGCGGGGGCAACUAAGUGUAUCUUUACUAGUGACCUCUAGUUUAAAUCUUAAGAAACUGUCGUGUUGUGGGAAAAUAAUUUUGGAAUCCAUUUAAAAUGAAACUUCUAUCACAUCAAAUACAUCAAAUAAGUACACUUAUUUUCGAGCCAAAUAUUUUUGCGUGAUAGGUUGUGCUAUGUGCUACUCCAUACAGUGUAGGUGGCCAUUCCUAGCUUGUUUGUGCCUGAAGAUGGACUUGAUUCAAAUGGUUUACAUAUUUUGUAGCUGAGGAGUAUGUUACAGUACUCCCACCUUUGUUAUUUAUUGGCCCUGUGUUUGGUUUCAGACAAAAUUAACCCUUUUCUCCUGUGUAUCCUGAAGGUGUCAGGUAUGGAAAAGCAUCAGACUCUGGUGUCAGUGUUAGAGAAUGUUCUCAAGUGUUGUUACUUUGCAGUUAUCUAUUCCAUUCGACAUGGCAGGAGGUACUUCUGUACUUUAAUGUAAGGGGAAGGCUGUUUUUGGACAUAACCAACUGAGAUAGAUGGGAGAGACCUACCCUUCCCUUGGUUGUUUAAAGAGCUAUCACCACUUCAAAACUAUGAUGCUCUUCUUAUAAAGCUCGUGUUAAGUGUAUAGUAAAGAGAGUGAUUCAGGAGAAUUGUCCUUGACUAUUGACCUGAAAACAUUAAUGGAAUGUUCUUUACUUCCCUAGUUUUAAGCAAUGGUGAUAGAUAGCCUAUCCAUUAAUUUAUUUAAACUAUUCUAAAGCUUCUCUGUUUUAUAUCUAUUCUCAGGGUUAUAACUCCAUGUUUACCAUCAUCUGCAAAAAGGUACCAAAAAAAUCCAUAAAUAAAACUUAGAAUAUGUUAAUAAAUACAUAAAUUCUUUAGGUAAAAUGAGACUUUGAUCAUUUAGGCUACAUCAGUAGAACUAUUCUUAUCUUUUGGACUGAAUUAACUGGUCAUAGAUUGGCCAGUCAGCCAAUUAUUAAUUUUUCUUUUUGUCCAAAAUGGUUAGACCGUUGUGUACAGAAGGCUGUAUUUUGGGUUUCAUCUGGGUAAAAAAAACAAGAAUUUGGCCUCGUGAGUUUGAAGGCAUGGUUGGCAAUGGUAGCUUCUCAUGUUCUGAAGUAAAACUAAGGGAUUAUAGUGAGAAUCAUUUUUAUGGGUUUUUUUGGUCAUGGUGCUAUUCCUAAGGUUAACUUUGAAUAUGUGACACACACUCCUAAGUACUUUAAGGAAAAUUAAUAAAUAAUUAAUAGUUCAAAAAUGUUUACAUUGAGCACUAGAACAUGUUUGACUUUUUUUCUACUUCUCUUUAUGCGAAAUGCGCAGGGAUUUAAUGCACGGAUGUACUUUAAUGUGUUUGGGAUCAGUUUGUAUUUUCUUGUGAAAAGAGACAAAAGCUUGCAGAUUGAAUGUGAACUGAUCUGGAAGUAAGUGCUAUAGCUUUUCAUUGCACUUGAAGUCACUUAAUGGUAUAUAUGAACAACAAGAAAAAACUGCUGUGGUUGUGUAUGUCCAAAGUCCUAUGAUUUUAUUCAUUUAUGGUUGAAAAAAAGGGCUGAGGUGUUUAGAUUUGAGUUUUGAUUCCUUUGAAAGACUAUUAAGAAAAAAAGGUGUCAAACAUUUAAAAAAUAGGUGAGGUUUAAAAGAGCUUUUUUUUCUUUUUUUUCAUAUCAGAGUUAACUUUGAAAGGGCAUACCCGCAAUGUAUAGUAACUUCUGAAUAAAAGUGAAGGUAUACCAUUUUCA